AUGUCAGACAUGUGUGCAGUGUACAAAGUUUCCUCCUCUGUGAAGGUGAAGCAGCUGGAGGCAGAGCUGUGGAGUCACCUCUCUGCACUCAAGGCAGAGAUUGAAGAGAAUAGAGGAACAGGAUCUUCUAAUGCCUACAGAAAAGAUGAAGCACCAGGAAAGGAUUGUGGGGAAAUUGCGCAUGAAAGACAACAGGCUGAUGGACUACCACUCCACACAGUUCACCUGGAGCAGUUCAUGCCCGAGCUGGAGUCCCUGCUCGCCUACUUCUGCCUGCCGUAUGACUCAGGAAAUCUGAAAACCACUGCAGAUGAGAUGGAGCUAUUCAGCAUGGUGUGGAGGGAGUUUAAAACAAUCUUCCGACAACAAGAGCAGAUGAAAACGUUUCCUCCUUACGACGGUAUGGACGACAGAGAGAGUCAGUGGGGGAGGAAGAGUGCAAACAUGGCUGUGUGCAAGGAGGCUAACUGGAUUCCUUUCAUCCAGGUGAAACCCAGGCGAGAUCCGUGGCAGCAGAAGCUCUUCACAAAGCUCAAGGAAAAGAAUUCAGUUGAUGAGCUGCUCCAGAUGCAGUGCAAGUUUCUUCAGGUUGAAGGCCAGUGGUACAUAGCCGAUUAUUAG
Pundamilia nyererei is the source of this 621-nucleotide messenger RNA. RefSeq lists its product as uncharacterized. The coding region runs from base 1 to 621 and encodes 206 amino acids. Lineage: Eukaryota; Metazoa; Chordata; Actinopteri; Cichliformes; Cichlidae. The transcript is spliced from 6 exons. The record is from RefSeq and is a predicted model, not a curated record.